UUCAGAAUUUCCACUUGGCAGAAGACAAGUUGUUUCAUUCCCUUUAAUUAUAAUUUCUUCAAAUCAUAAAUAUAAAAUUGACCUUACUUUGGAACAACUAGAUGAUGGUAUUGUUCCUUAG
This is a messenger RNA of Cetraspora pellucida, 121 nucleotides long. Lineage: Eukaryota; Fungi; Glomeromycota; Glomeromycetes; Diversisporales; Gigasporaceae. The record is from the annotation of a GenBank genome assembly.